GCACGCGCAUGAUGAUAUAAAUGAAUAUGGAAUGAUAACGACCGACAGCGGGAGAUGGGCAGGCGUUGAGAUCAGCUUUAACUUCCCCCGGUGGCGGCUCAGCUUCGAAAUGUGAUUAGAAUUCAGAACUUUCUCUCGGUGUGUUUCUCCCUGUGGAGCCUUUUUCCGGAGCCUCAACUUUUCUGGCGUGUCAUCAUUUCUGGAGUUAACGCGGCAGAGUCAUCCGAGGCGAACAGACCCCGCUCAUAUGUGGGGAGAGAGGAGAGCCAGGGGAAGAGGGCAGGAAGCGCAGAGCCGGGGGUAGCCUGCUGCUGCUGCCCGCUGCUGCUGCCUCUGCCGCGGCGCACACAAAUGGCGAGCCUCGGGAUGUUUGUGCUCUGAUCCGCUGCUCCUCAUCAACAUGAUGUUUUCUCCCCUCUCUCUGUCUCAGGAUGAGUUCCAUCCGUUCAUUGAGGCUCUGCUGCCCCAGGUCCGUGCCUUCGCCUACACAUGGUUCAACCUCCAGGCCAGAAAAAGGAAGUACUUCAAAAAACAUGAGAAAAGGAUGACUAAAGAAGAGGAGAGAGCAGUGAAAGACGAACUGCUGGGGGAGAAGGCAGAGGUGAAACAGAAGUGGGCCAGCCGUCUUUUGGCCAAGCUCAGAAAGGACAUUAGACCCGAAUGCAGAGAAGACUUUGUCCUGUCAAUCACUGGGAAGAAAGCUGCGUGCUGUGUCCUGUCCAAUCCGGACCAGAAAGGCAAAAUGAGACGCAUAGACUGUCUCCGACAAGCUGACAAGGUUUGGAGGUUGGACCUAGUGAUGGUCAUCCUGUUUAAAGGAAUCCCGUUGGAAAGCACAGACGGAGAGCGGCUGGUUAAGGGAGGCCAUUGCUCCAACCCAAUCCUCUGCGUCCAGCCCAGACACAUUGCUGUCUCCGUCAAAGAGCUGGACCUCUACCUCGCUUACUACGUACAGGAGAGAGAAGCAGAGCAGAGCAGCAGUCCCAGUCGAACAGGAGUGGGUUCUGAUCAGGAGGACAGCCGAACAACCACCAUGGAGGGUCCAGAGUUCCAGGACAGUUUUGUGACAUCAGGAGUUUUCAGUGUCAAUGAGCUCGUCCAGGUAUCAAGAACUCCAGUAGUCACAGGAGUUGGACCUAGUUUCUCUAUGGGGGAGCUCCAGGGUCAUCUGGCCUACGAUCUGAACCAGUCUGUCAACCAGCCAGUCAGCCUCAGACGAUCACUGGCCAGUACCUCAUCCAGCGGGAGUAAGCGCCAUAAGUCUGGCUCUAUGGAGGAAGAGGCUGACAGUCCGGGGGGCGAGUACUACCACUCCCCUUCCUCUCCCGCCAGCAGCUCCAGGAACUGGACUGAUGACAUGGAAGGAGGUCUAUCUCCACCAGUGAAGAAGGCAGAGCUGGACAACCCCUCUCCCCAGGAAGACUCACCAAGAAUGGGUUCCUUCACUCAGCACCAUCGGCCAGUCAUAGCUGUUCACAGUGGUCUUUCACGGAGUCCCCACCCCUCCUCAUCUAUACAUUUUCCACCUUCCUCCUACUUCCCCCACGGAGCAAUCCGCUAUCCUCCUCACCUGACCCAGGACCCCCUCAAAGAUCUGGUGUCAUUGGCCUGCAACCCUGCCAAUCAAACCCCCAGCUCACUGAAUGGCAGCAACCAGGUAAAAGUGCCCAGUCACUACAUCACCUCUCAGAUGUUGGCACCAACUGGACCAGCACCCUCCCUGGCUCCUCCCCCAUCCUCCCUCCCCAGGCCGACCCUGCCUGCGGAGUCAAAGGCUACCACCACCUCCUCUGAUGGGGGAGCAAACUCCCCCACAUCACCCACAUACUCGGCCCCUGGGACACCCCCUGCCAAUCGCACCUCCUUCGUUGGAGUCACCCCCCGAGACCCAGGUGGACUCUACCAAGCCCAGUCUUGGUAUCUGGGCAACUGAUGGACAUGUGGAGGAGAGACGCUUGUCCUGGCAGUACAGUCCUAGAGGAAAGCAAACAAUGCUGUCAAGACAUCACAAGAGGGAAAAUAUAUUCAUCUUUGUAGAAGCAUACACAUAUAUAAAUAUAGUAUAUCUAUAUAUGUGUAUGGACCCAGAAGAGCCUGGUUGAAGAAGAUGCUGCUCUCACUCACAGCCAUGUGACACUCAAUGGUUCUCACCGACGUGAGUUCCAAGUGAAAGAAAAGGAGUGAUGUGGAUGAACUGGACCAGAACCAGGCCCCCAAACAGCAGAACCUAAGAAGCCUGUUCCCAGGAUGAGGCCUGUUUCCCUGCAAUGGAUUUCAGCCUUUACCCCUGAACCCUGGCUCUCUACACUCAACCCAAUACAGGACCUCCUCCCUGGGACAGAUAGACCUCACCCCCCCCUCAACACCCAGAAUGCCCCUCUCCGCUGCAGGUGCUGCUUAUAAUAUAUGCAAAUAAGCCUCUCCUUUUUUCUGAACCGACUAGAAAGAGAGCUCCUGUUGUUAAUAUGUAAUGUUUCUUUUGCACUUUUUAUUAUUGCUAUGAAAACUUAGAGUUGAGACAGAGCAUUUCUUUCUCUCUUCCCACCUAAAGACAGAGGCUUUGUCUUUUUUAUUGACAAUCAUCGGCCUGAAACCAUUAAGUUGCUUUGCUAAGCUCAUGUUUUUAAGACUGUUUGAUUGUGCUUUUUUAUCAGAAAAACAAUGAGUAAUAGUGGAAUAUAAGAGCUAUAUUCAUGCCUCCUCCAACACGACACACAAUGCUACAGUUGGACAGAGUUCAAACCCCCCGACAUCCUGCUUCUUCCUUCCCUUCACACCUGAUCAUUCUGACAGAACUUUAGGCAGUUGCAACUGGCUGCUGAACUCAUGUGUUUGAGACUGUAGCAUGGUGUGUGUGUGUGUGUGUGUUUUGGUGUGUGUGUGUGUGUGUCAGGUUGUGGGACAUCGGUUCCUGCAUUUCCACACUCAUCCCUGCUCUGUUUUGGGGAGCUGUGUUAGUGUCUCAGAGAACACGGUGUGGUUGGUUGAUCGGAAAGAGACACAUCACAUGAUUGACUUGAUGAUGUGGCAUGUCACCGACUUAGCAGGCCGUAGCGUUUCCAUGGUUAUGGCAGCAGGUCAUACCUUGAAGUGAGCACAAUAUCCAGGUUUGUUGUCCAGCUGUACAGAGUGGUGUUGACAGGACUGUGGAAAUGGAUAGGGUUAGGGUUAUUGUUAGGGUUAGGCACAGUGCUUUGUCACCAGUCAAACCCUGAUGGUUUAACAGUGGCAGCAGUCAACAGAUCAAGCAUUUCAUACCAGAGUUUCCUUGCUCUCCUGUGUCCAACGCUGACACAAUAUUUGCAUCAAGUGCUUUAAUGGAGAAAAGCAAUAACUUGGCUUUUCACAUCUUAAUAUAUUCAACUAUCUUUUGAAACAAAUGUAAUAUUUUUCAUGCUGCAUCUUAUCUUUGAAUCCUCUUCAUCACUCUUAAGGUUAGCAUUUAUUAGAAUCCAAACAUGAAUCACCAUAUAGCUCGUAGUUCAUAGAACAACUCGUUCAGUCUGUGUGUAGAAAGAGAAUUUAAUUAUGAAUUAAAUAAUGUUUGACAUUUGUCUGUAAAAUUCAAUGCAAAUGUGCGCCCUGGCCUUUUGCUAUCCCGCACAUGAUCUCUUUGGGGAUAAAAACAUUAAAUAUAAUAGAUUUUUAAGAUGUAAUGUUUUAUAAUCUGUGCCAUAUUUUAGUCUCCAAGGCUUUUCAACUACAGGGCAGUCUAUUGAAAUAUGUUGCCGGGGAUGUGGAUCAGUGUUAAGGCGUGGGCAGAUUGAUCUCAAGUGUUUCUGAAGAUGUUACGUAGAAUCAGACUCGUCUCAGAAGUGGUUGCACACUGUCUUUGGAAAGAUUAAAGGUUUUCUAAUGUCAAGGACACAUUUUUAAAGGUUCUAAAGGAGUAACGCUGCAUUCACAUGAUACGCGAUUUGCUCUUUGCCAACCACAAGGUUUGGCGCAAAGCCUGGAAGCUUGUUAAAGGGGCGCCAUUAUGCUUUUCUGGGUGUUCCCUCUCCUGUAGUGUUAUAGGUUGUUGUGCAUGUAAACGGUCUGCAAACGCUAAAAUCCCCAAAUUCCCCCCAGAGGGAGUUUCUCUUCCACACUCCCCCCCCCUGUCUGGAACGCCUCCAUUUGACUCAUUUGUUUACGACACAGUGACAUCACUAUGUAACAUUCAUGCUUAAAUUGGCUGGCGCUCCAACACAUUGUAGGUGAUAGCCAGGCUAAGGGGCGGGACAGCUCUAAGCUUCUGACCAAUAAAAACGGAGCCGGCCAGCUAACCAAUCAGAGAAGUCUGGGCUCUGGUUUCAGACAGAAUAAGACAAAAAUAAAGAGCUUUUUGAACAUUAAAGCAUGUAAACAUGUCAAAGUAGAGGCACAAAAUACAACUAUCAACCUGAAAAUUAGAAGAAUAAGGGCCCCUUUAAGUUUUCUGUCUAGUGUUAUGUCCCCUGCUAGAGGUUAGCAGUAUUCAUGGUCAUAGUUUAAAUAAUUUGAACUUUAAGCACAGCAGUCUGCGUACAUUUUGAGCGGUGUGCAAUGCCUAGGGUUGCUAGGUCAUGCGCCACCACUCUUUGCGUAGAAACACAAUGGCAACGUCAGCACAGAGACACGAUUACCGUGUUUCAUGUGAAUGCAACUUAACACUCACAGACAGUUCAGAGAACAUCAGCACACAGCCUGGGUGUGUUCGUACCACAGCUCCAUUUCCCUCUCAUAUCUUUCCUUUCUCUUUGUUUUUUAGGAUGUAAGUGUCAAACUGUGUUGGAACCGGUGUGAUCUUUUUUGCUGACAUUUUUUUCCACUUGCACGUGUGAAGGAUUGGGUUUGCAUUCUGAUCACAAGUUGUCCUUUGCUUUUUCUUUCCCCAGGGUUAGGGUUUAGUGAUUUUAUAUUGAAGGUGCUGAUAUGAGCAGGGCUUUGGUUAAAGUUGGCUUAAAGCUGAUGUAUAAUGCAUGGUGCUGCCCUGGUGUCUGUGUUGACCUAAUGAAUGCAUGGCUCAAACUGAUGAUACCUCUCCCUCUCUGCCCUGCCCCCCCCCCCCCCCCCCCCCCCCCCCCCCCCCCCCCCCCUUCCUCCCUCAGACAGCAGUGGAUCGAAGGGCUGUCUAUUUCUUUACCCUUUAAUAAUAGCCCUGUUAUUAUACUUCUAUUUUGCACGAUAUUUCAUAAAACACAUUAUGUGCCUUGCCUUUAGUUAAAGAACAAUAAUACAUUAUAUAAAGUGAUUAUACUUUUCAUGGUACAGCUGGUAGCACUUAUAAAACAAAGAAAAAAAGCUGCAUGUGUGGUUGCUUGACAUUAACCAGUGUAGCAGUGUAUUAAAGAAAGCUUUCUUUAGCUUCUGCGCCCAACUAAAGGCAGCACUGUUUGACAGUGGAAGGAAAAGUCCACAUUUUGGGGAUUACAUGUGCCUGUUAUCAGACUCAGAGUCACAUGACUUGCCUCAGCCCGCACACAGUAUGGACAUGUUUAGCUCAGAUAAACAUUUUGCCGUUGCAUUCAAGUACAUCUUCCACUUUUCAUCACUUCGCCACUGACAAGGGUCAUAGAGCACUGUCCUGGUUCAAGGAGGCUGUAUCAAAUCUAUAAUCUGAUCACAUGACCCAAGAGAAUUACUCAAUGACAGAUAAGCAAACUGAGAUGUGUGAAAACUCAGAAAGUGGACACUAAGUUAAGUUCAACAAUGAACUGGACACAGAAAGUUCUUAUAGAAGAUCUUUUUCUGGGUAAAACUAGAAAAAGCAACUGUAGCUCCAAAAUUCAUGGACUGUUCCUCUAAGUGUUGAUUUUUCAAAGACAUCCCCCCUCGAUGAUUUUGUUUUCAUAGCUGAUAAUUAUGCAAACCCAUGGAUAAUAUUUAUUGCAGGGAAAAGUCUUUUACUAUAUUAUGAAUAUUUUGUGGCCAAGCCACUGAAUCCCAUGUAAAGAAAACAUGUUAAACACUCUGCAGCACUUACACCGUCCAUUUGCCUGAAUGGCGACUUUGAUCAUGUGACGAAUCAUGUGAUAAGAUACUGCUAAGAUCAUAGAUGAGUUUGUGUUUAAUAUGGAUGCAUGCACUUAACACUAUUGCUCUACUUGGCUUUUAGGUUAUAUUUGAGUUAUUUCUUGAGUUUUUAUUGUUAUUAUUUUGCUUUUAGCAUUAGUUUUAAACAGAACAGUGUGUGUACAAAUAUGUACACUCGUAAAAAGGAUACAAAGGAUGUAUAGAAUGUUAGUGUGUCAUGUUUUCUCUUAAGAUGGUGGCCAAGCCGCACAAUGAGGGACCCAUGAAAUGGGAAAGGUUUAGCCCUGAGAGGGAUGAUGAAUGAUGAAGGUGAGAAUUGUAGAUGGUGAGAAUUGUAGAUGGUGAGAAUUGUAGAUGGUGAGAAUUGUAGAUGGUGAGAAUUGUAGAUGGAGACAGACCAUUUUGUAGUCAGUCUAAGUCAAAGUUACUAGAAAGUCACUAAACUAGAAUCCAUAGAUCCACUCAGACUGCACUAUCUGCUGUCACUGUUUAGAUUCAAGUACACAGUGAUAGACACUGAAGUCACGCUGAUGGCAGCUGACAGCAACGUCCUCUCCCAGGACCAGGAUCAAGUCCUAGAUCAGAUCCUAGGUCAGAUUCUGGUUUAGGUCCUGGGUUAGAUCCCCGAUCAGAUCCUAAGGUACACCCAACGUUAGAUAGUGGAUCACGUCCUGGGUCAGAUACAAGGUCAGGUCCCGGAUUAUAUCAUAGAUCAGAUUCUGGGUCAGGUCCUGCGUCAGAUUCUAGGUCAAAUCCUUGGACAAGACCUGGGUCAUGUCCUGGGUAGCAUCCUAGUAACGUCCUGGGUCAGGUCCGAGAUCAAAUCCUAGGUCAGGUCCUGGGUCACAUCCUAGGUUAGAUUCUAGGUUAGGUCCAAUAUCUAAUAAAUACAGACAUUUAUAACAUUAUAAAUAAUAUCUCGAAAAACAAAAGUGUGCUGAGUUGAGAAUAUUGUGCUCAUCACAUUGUGCUCUCCUCACUUUCUCCGCUCUAUUCAAAUAUACCAGCAUGUUAAGGACAUGGAAAAUGAAAAAACAAAACAAGCAGUGCCUAUCAUUUUACUGCAAGCUUUGAGUUAUGUUGUAUGCUGUGUUCAAGCACUACAUGGUCAUGUGACACACUCGUAUGGUGCUCAGCCCUGGCCCGGGGAGGUGGGCUGUGCAGGUCCUGAGGUAACAAGCCAUAAAACAACCCAAAGAGCUGAAGGAAAUCUAGAGGAAACACUGACAGACUGUUCAUAAUGCUCGGUGGAUUCACCAUUCUUCAUUUAGGCUGGCGUAUGUUCAGGGACGGACAUGUGUCCUAUUUCUGCCUCCUUUCAGGAUUACACUAGAAAAAGGCUGUCCUGUUCCAAAUGCAGCUAAAAGAUGUGGUGGUACACUUCACACAAGGCUACCAGAGCAGAACAUUAUUGAUUUUUGUAUACAUUAUUGCAUCAUACUGAGUUGUUACUUCACUACCUUGUCAUGAUUGUUGCUUUAUCUUCUCUAGCUGUUAUGGUUUGAGGUUCUGGAUACGAAUGAAAAACAACAGCCGGUCUGGACACUAAGGAUCUCCUUUACUACAGUAUGUUUCCCCCGCACAUCUUUGUACCUAUACAAAUCUAAAAUAGAUUGCUGAAAUGGGAUUGGGCAUUUGUUGAGUAGAGAAAUAGCCAGAAGCAGAUAUAUUCAAACGUAAUCCCAUCUAUCAUAGUGAAAACAUAUAUGUAAAUAACAUCUUUAAUCAACUAUAAAUUAUGGGACACAUAAAUGGAGAUGAAUUUGUCAUAAAGAAAAACGCAUUGUUCAGCAUCCUUUCAGCAUUUAAAGUUCAUUAAAUACUGAUGAAUUGAGAUCCAGCAGAUACUUUACAAUCUAUCAUUUGUUAUCUUGAAUAUUUUAUAUUGGAUAAAGUCUGUUAUCGGUAAGUGAUUAUUUUCCAUCACUUUGUUAAAGAGGCGCAGCCAAUGCAACAGACUUGGUCCUCAGUGGUGUGGUGGCUAUCUGCUAGCACCGCUAGUUAGAGGUUAACCUUAUUAAGGCUGAACAACCUAAGGAUAGAUCAAUGACCACAAACUAUGAGACUGAAAAAGCAAGUGAGACCAAGAUCCAAAGAAACGCCCACAAAAACAUUUUUUACUAUGUAUUUUUCAGCAGUUCCUAAUUUCAUCCAUAAUAUUUUGGACUGACUUUGGUUUGUGAACCUUUGUUGAGUGUUACUACCACACCUUUAUGUUGCUUCAAUUUGAAACCAGUGUAUCCCAUGCAGUGGUGUUAACAAAUCAGUAGAACUGCUUGUAGUUUUUCUCUGAUGGCAGGUUCGUGACAAUAUGCUCCGUAGGAAUGAUUUCUAUGAAAACACCUCAUCCAAUAUCUGUCAAAUGUUCUAAUUUGUGUUAUCCUCUAGAUUUGUCUUGACUCUGUGGUACUAACUAAGUGCUCUUCUGACCACUGUUAGCAGAGAAUUACCAAAAAUGUUAUAUCAAAAUCAUGCUUUACUUUGGGUUGGGGUAUUGUAAGUGAAUGGUAGUGUUGCUGUUUGUUAGCAGCUGAUCAGCUCUGGCUGCAUGAGAAAGAAAGGAUAUCUAUACAGUUUCUGAGGGCUCUUUUCUAUAAAUUAUUAUUCAUAUUCAACCUGAAAGCCUCCUUCUUUUUGCUUUUUCUAAGUUGAAUGUCUUUUUCUGUAAUCAGACUCACAGCAGUUUGAAAACCUCUCUUUAUUACCUAAAAUCUGUUUUUUGAUAUUGUUUUCCUGACAGCGACGCCAUAUUGAUUCCUUUGUUACCUGUACACCUGUUUACUUCUCCACUGUGCUGAAGACGGUUUAUAAUGAACAAAAACUUUACAUUAGAAUGCAGUUGCAAUUUUUUAAGCAUUUAUUUCUCUAACUUUUCAGAUACUAUAAUGGACUGCUUUGCUUGCUUUCAGAAAUAUAUAUCCCUUACAUCAGAGAGAGCAUAAAGCUUUCAUCAGUUAUUGCAUGACUACAGUCCCCAAAGACCACAGCCCUUUUACAUGAACUGUACAUCAGGACAUUAUAAUGGGAGUCUUUGGCAAUCAAGAAAAUCACUUCUUCCAAUACCUCAAAACAAUAUAAAAAACUGAGAGUAAGUCUAUUAUUUUCCAUAUUGGAAUAGUGUGAAUUAUCAUACCACUAAUACCACAUCCUAUAGUACUGUGUAAAGAUAUUAAAGUUAUUUACCAUAACUUUCUUGUCCAAUUAAGUUGAUAUGCAAUUACAUUUCCCACCUGACAGCCAAUCUGAAACACACAAUAAUGCAUGACUUGCCAUCCCAAAAUAAGAAAAUGAUAGCAUAGGUAGAGGCCAGUAGUGUUUCUUUUGUUCCAGAUUGAUGUUCACUGUGGAGAGGGCUGUAGCUCUGGACUGGAUGUAGUUUGUAGCAGCUUGAACCUUUUCCUUUGGAAGAUAAUGUCAAUAAUCAACCUUAAUUUGCAUGACGUAAACUUUUCCUCUAAGGCUGCAUUAAGACAGGGACUUCUGACAACUUUCUGUUCCUGUUUGUUUGACUGACAGCUGUCUGAACCAGUGUUUCUGCCCUAAUGUUAUUCUGCUGUGGGGGAUACCAACAUCUUUGAUAUGUCAUUAUAACCAUACUUAGCCAUUGCUAUCAGCAAAUGCUGAUUAUUCAUUACUGGAAAUGAGUAUGUUUCCCUAUGCAAAAAUAUACCAUUAAUAAACAAGCUAUACCACAACUCA
Molecule: messenger RNA, 9696 nt
Organism: Gymnodraco acuticeps
Lineage: Eukaryota; Metazoa; Chordata; Actinopteri; Perciformes; Bathydraconidae
Gene: nfic
Product: nuclear factor I/C
Exons: 14
Coding region: 401-1933 (510 amino acids)
Biological process (GO): regulation of transcription by RNA polymerase II
Cellular component (GO): nucleus
Molecular function (GO): DNA-binding transcription factor activity, RNA polymerase II-specific; RNA polymerase II cis-regulatory region sequence-specific DNA binding
Source: RefSeq, a predicted model, not a curated record